AUGGACGAUGAUCAUCACUGGUCUGCGCAAGCAUGGCAUGUUGAUAUGUAUUUGGAGCUCUCCUAUCCAAAUGUUGUAAUUUUUCUCAGCAUCUUAUCCUCGUGUCGACAUGGAGGUGCCAAGUUCUCUUUAGUUCAAUGGUUUGCGGGUUUUCCUAGUUCAAUGAAGAACAAUGAUUUGUUUGCUAAUUUGGCUACAAGAUUUCAGCUUGUAGAGGAGGAAAUAUUGCAGAGACAAGUUCACCUUGUCAUUUAUAACUCGAAGGAGCUACAAAGACUAAUCCAUUUAACGAUGGAAAAUCUUAUUCCAUCUUUACGUAAAAUCUGCAAACUAUCAGAUAUGUCUUUAAAAUUGAUCACAACAUCUUGGAAGAAUAAAGAAUUGCUCAGUUAUAGCUUUACUAUAACAGAGGUAUCAUUUGGUUAUUAA
Messenger RNA from Vicia faba (fava bean), 429 nucleotides. The record is from the annotation of a GenBank genome assembly. NCBI's taxonomy places the organism in Eukaryota, Viridiplantae, Streptophyta, Magnoliopsida, Fabales, Fabaceae.